AUCUAUCACCUGGCCGCUAGCUGUUGUAACUAUAACUCCCAGCAUGUCUUCACUGUAAGGGCAUGCUGGGAGUUAUAGUCCUGUAAUAGCUAACGGGUGAGAUAGAUGUGAGUGGGUGCCGGGGAGCGGAGCUGCAGGCCGUCACCCCCCCCCCCCCCUCCCAUAGACGUGAAUGGAGGGGGCAAGGGGUCACUUCCCCAGUCCCGGAAACCCGGAGGUUUCCGAAACUGGAGACGCAGCCCCGCAUAGAAUGUGGGUGCUGCAGGGAGAUUGAGGGGGGUCCCAGCAACGGGCCCCCCCGCGAUCAGACAUCUUAUCCCCUAUCCAUUGGAUAGGGGAUAAGAUGUUUUUGCCCGGAAUACCCCUUUAAACAAUUCAUUCAUGAGAUGAGCAAGUGUGGACAACAGUGCCCUGUAGAGGUGAGGAGUGGGGCAGGUAGGUAACCAUGCAGCUACGUAAGCCAUAGAGCAUCAUUUACCAUUCCUUCACAGAUGGAGCUGCGGAGAAAUGCCAGAGUCCAGGAAUGACUACCUGAGCUGUGUAAGAAAAUGAUGGAGAAGAUUCCAUUAGAUUGUUGGGUGCAGCUCACUCAACCUUCCUAUAACUUAGAUGACUGUACCGGGAGAUCAGAGGAGAAUCUUAUAUCUUCAUAUUAUAAAGCAGAUGAUGAUAUCACACAAGAUACAUAUGAAGAACAUUCCAUUAUCCCAGAUACACCCUCAGCCCUUCACAGCCAAGAUCUCUCAUCUCAUCCUGUUAUACCCGUCCUGUCUACUGAUCCAUCACAGGCUGUUAUGCAAAAUAAAAGCCACAGAUGGGGUUUUGGACACCAAAAAAAUCAUACAGGGGAGAAGCUAUUUUCAUGUUCAGAAUGUGGGAAAUGUUUUACUGGUAAAGCAAGUCUUAUUGGAGAUCAAAGAACCCACACUUGGGUAAAGCCAUAUUCUUGUUCAAAUUGGGGGAAAUGUUUUACUCAUUCAUCACUUAUUAUUGAACAUCAAAUUACUCACAUAGAAGAGAAGCAAUUUCCAUGCCCUGAAUGUGGAAAAUGUUUUACUAAAAAUUCACUUCUAGUUAAACAUCAGAGAAUUCACACAGGGGAGAAACCAUUUUCAUGUCCAGAAUGUGGGAAAUGUUUUACUCUAAAAUCAGGUCUUGUCAAACAUCAGAGAAUUCACACAGGGGAGAAGCCAUUUUUAUGCCCAGAAUGUGGGAAAUGUUUUACUAAAAAAUCGACUCUUGUUGAACAUCAAAAAACUCACACAGGAGAUAAGCCAUUUCCAUGUCUAGAAUGUGGGAAAUCUUUUACUAAAAAAUCAACUCUUGUUGAACAUCAAAGAACUCACACAGGAGAAAAGCCAUUUCCAUGUCUAGAAUGUGGGAAAUGUUUUACAAAAAAAUCAACUCUUGUUGAUCAUCAAAAAACUCAUACGGGGGAGAGGCCAUUUUCAUGCUCAGAAUGUGGGAAAUGUUUUAGUCAAAAAUCUAAUCUUGUUUUACAUCAAAGAACUCACACAGGAGAUAAGCCAUUUCCAUGUCUAGAAUGUGGGAAAUGUUUUACUAAAACAUCUAAUCUUGUUUUACAUCAAAAAACUCACAGAGAGGAGAAGCCAUUUUAAUAUGCAAUAUGUAAGGAAAGGGAGAGGGGAUAAGAUGUUUGAUUUCGGGGGCUGGGUGCUGCUUCAGUCUUGGAAACGCUGGAUUUCGGGGACUGGAGACGUCACACCAUGCCCUCUCCAUUCAUGACUUAUCCCCUAUCCAUUUAUUAAGGAUGUAUAAAGAAGGCUGAGAGCACAGUACACAGUACUGUGCCUCUUCAUUGGUGGUUCAGGAGAUGCAUCACCUUCUUGCAACACGAUGGUGGGAAGCCAUGAGAAGGGUCCCUUACCUGCCUCAUCGGCGUCUGAUCGCCGAAUGACUGCUCCGUGCCUGAGAUCCAGGCAGGAGCAGUCAAGUGGCGAUAACACUUAUCAGUGCUAUGCUAUGGCAUAGCAGUGAUCAGUGUAGGAAAUCAGUGUGUGCAAUGUUAUAGUCCCCUAUGUGGGCUAUAACAUUGCAAAAAAAAAAAAAGUUAAUAAUGAUCAUUUAACCCCUUCCCUAAUAAAAGUUUGA
Molecule: messenger RNA, 2112 nt
Organism: Hyla sarda
Lineage: Eukaryota; Metazoa; Chordata; Amphibia; Anura; Hylidae
Product: gastrula zinc finger protein XlCGF17.1-like
Exons: 2
Coding region: 549-1619 (356 amino acids)
Biological process (GO): regulation of transcription by RNA polymerase II
Molecular function (GO): DNA-binding transcription factor activity; RNA polymerase II cis-regulatory region sequence-specific DNA binding
Source: RefSeq, a predicted model, not a curated record